Molecule: messenger RNA, 333 nt
Organism: Parathielavia appendiculata
Lineage: Eukaryota; Fungi; Ascomycota; Sordariomycetes; Sordariales; Chaetomiaceae
Exons: 1
Source: RefSeq, a predicted model, not a curated record
UGGUUCAACCUCGCCGUAGACAACCACGAAGCCAUAGACGAAUAUUCCACCACGUCAUAUGCAGAUUCGAACGCCGCAACCAAAAAGUGUUCGCAAAAUAGCUGGAGCAGCAAAAAGAUUAGCACCGUAAUCCAGCGGUUCCCAAACAACGGCUACCACACGAUGGUAUCUCAACAGCGCUGCAAGUCCUGCAAGAAGCUGGGUGCUCUGCAACUCGAUAAAAACUCGUAUGGUGAGAGGAUCACGUACCGGCUGAAGAAGUGGGCAUUUGCGUUGAGAAGCCUGAAUACAAUGGGGAAACCCGUGGGCCGGCGCAUGAGUAUAUAUUUGUGA